This is a messenger RNA of Candidula unifasciata, 1781 nucleotides long. The record is from the annotation of a GenBank genome assembly. Lineage: Eukaryota; Metazoa; Mollusca; Gastropoda; Stylommatophora; Geomitridae.
AUACUUGUGUAUUCUUGACUGUCGCCGUGGACCUAGUGUUGUUUGGUAUCCAGGAACCUGUGAGGUUUGUGCUGGAGACUAAAGCGAAAAUAUUUCCCAGCUCUGAGAGGUUUUGGUACCUGAGUCGAAAGGGCUAUCUGGAGCAGUUCCAUGUGAAGCUAAAACAGGUUGAGAGUAACGAGGACGGCAAAUGUUACGAGGUCCUGAAAGUGGAAAGUCAGACAGAGAUCAAGCGACGGACUCACAAUAUGACUCUCAAUCUGAGUGGAUCAGCUCGUGCUCCUCCAGAUGUGGUGAAAACCCCUCAAGAAGAGGAUUCAGAUUUGGACGAACCUCUUCUCAGUGGAUCUGGCAUUGUCAGCAAGGAGGUCACCGAUGAGAAUCACCUGGAGGCCUGGGCAGAGGCAUUGACACGCUGGCACCAGAACCUCUCCACCAGACCACGACAGAUGACACAGUUGGUGCGCAAGUCAAUCCCCGAGGCUCUGCGGGGCGAGGUCUGGCUACUGCUGGCUGGCUGCCAUGAUAACCAGAACUUGUUGGAGUCCUAUAGGGUGUUGAUCACAAAGGAUUCACCUUCUGAUGCAGUGAUACAAAGAGACAUCAACCGAACGUUCCCCGCCCAUGAUUUCUUCAAAGAUGCUGGAGGACAGGGCCAGGAUUCGUUAUAUAGGAUUAGUAAGGCCUACUCUGUCUUUGAUGAAGAAAUUGGCUAUGUCCAGGGUUUGUCCUUUUUGGCUGCUGCUCUUCUGUUGCACAUGCCUGAAGAGCAAGCCUUUUGUGUGCUGGUAAAGAUCAUGUAUGAUUACCAGCUGCGAGACUUGUUUAAGCAAGGCUUCCAGGAGUUGCACCUCAAGUUCUACCAGCUGGAGAGACUGAUGCAGGACCAGCUGCCAGAUCUGUACGAUCACUUUGCAGAGAUGGGUCUAGAGGUGCACAUGUUUGCUUCCCAGUGGUUCCUGACUCUGUUCACGGCCAAGUUUCCCCUGCACAUGGUCUUUGGCAUCUUGGAUUUGUUUCUCAGUGAGGGGCAUCUAAUCAUAUUCUGUGUGGCUUUAGCUCUACUCAAGUCAUCCCGUAAGGAACUUCUGGCUCAUGACUUUGAGGGUGUGCUGAAAUACUUCCGGGUUCACCUGCCCAAGAAGUAUAGAGGAGAGGAGUCAGCUAAAGAUCUGAUGCGACUGGCUGUCAGCAUGAAGGUCAACAACCGCAAGCUGAAGAAGUUUGAGAAGGAGUAUCUGGCAAUACAAGAACAGAAUUUACAACAAGAAGACCCCAUCGAGAGAUACGAGAGAGAGAAUAAGCGACUAAUUGAGGCAAACAUGAGAUUGGAACAAGAGAAUGAUGACCUAGCCCAUGAACUGGUGGACAGCAAACUCUUUCUCAAGAGCCAGAUAGAUACUCUAGAGGAUAGAUGCAGUGAGCUGGAGAGGGACCUGACGCAGGCCACAAAACAUUUGAAAGAAUCUGAGGAUGAGAAAAGGAGACUAGAAGCGGAGUCUAAAUCUCUGAAAGAGAUGUGUCGCAGGGAACUGGAGAGGUCAGAAACAGAGUCCAAGAGAAACAUUGCUAUCAUUGCUGAUUAUAAACAGAUUUGCACCCAGUUGAGUGAAAGAUUGGAAAAACAGCAGUCUCUGUUCAAGGAAGAGUUACAGAACAUAAAAUCUCAGAUGAAGUCUUGUGAGAAAUGCUGCUCUGUGUUCGAUGGAGACAAGAUCCGACUGGCGGACAACUCCAAGGAGAAGAAUGAUAACCCUGACAUCAGAGAGCUGCAGGCACAA